Messenger RNA from Talaromyces stipitatus ATCC 10500, 2851 nucleotides. RefSeq names its product aminopeptidase, putative. The record is from RefSeq and is a predicted model, not a curated record. The transcript is spliced from 12 exons. The coding region runs from base 103 to 2736 and encodes 877 amino acids. NCBI's taxonomy places the organism in Eukaryota, Fungi, Ascomycota, Eurotiomycetes, Eurotiales, Trichocomaceae. Gene Ontology annotation, molecular function: peptide binding; zinc ion binding; metalloaminopeptidase activity. Gene Ontology annotation, biological process: peptide catabolic process; proteolysis. Gene Ontology annotation, cellular component: cytoplasm.
ACCUCCAAUAACACGGUGCUCACUCGAAGGUCUUCGCUCUUCGACUUUAGAUCUGGAAUUAGGAUACCUUCUGUGAGAUAUUGUUCAUUUGAAGCGCACACCAUGGCUCGCUCAGACCGUGAUACGCUUCCUGAUGUAGUGAAGCCGAAACGUUAUGAUAUUUCUCUUUAUAAUCUACAGCUUGGAGGUUCUUGGGGCUACAAUGGCACUGUCAAGAUUGACGUCAAGGCAUCCAAGCCCACCAAGGAGAUUGUCUUGAACACCAAGGAGGUCAGCGUUGAAAAGGCAGAGGUUCAAGCCGGCUCAACCUCCGUCAAGGCUGUUGGCAUUUCCUACGACAAGGUGUCAGAAAGAGUUACACUGGCUUUUGACCAGGAAAUACCUUCCGGAGAAGCUCUAUUGAAAAUAGAUUUUACGGCGACUAUUAACGAAGCUAUGGCUGGAUUCUCUCGUUGCAAGUACAAAGCUCCCGUGACACCAUCCGCCGCCACUCCAGAAUCAGAUGGGUAUCAUUACAUGAUGAGCACCCAAUUUGAGGCUUGUGAUGCUAGAAGAGCCUUUCCAUGCUUUGAUGAACCGAAUCUGAAGGCCGAGUUUGACUUUGAGAUUGAGGUCCCGAAGGAUCUAGUCGCCUUGAGUAACAUGCCAGUCAAAUCGGAGCGUGAUAGCAAAGAGGGCUGGAAAGUUGUCUCCUUUGAACGAACCCCGAUCAUGAGUACUUAUCUCCUAGCUUGGGCAGUCGGUGACUUCGGAUAUGUCGAGGCAAAGACAGAGCGCAAGUAUAACGGGGCUAGUAUCCCUGUUCGAGUUUAUACUACCAGGGGUCUUGAAGAUCAAGCUCGAUACGCUUUAGAAUGUGCCCACAAGACGGUCGAUUACUUCUCAGAACUUUUCGGAAUUGAGUAUCCUCUUCCAAAGUCCGACCUUCUCUGUGUCCAUGCAUUUGCAGCUGGAGCUAUGGAGAAUUGGGGUUUGGUCACAUACCGUACCACUGCCGUUCUUUUCGAUGAAGGCAAGUCCGAUUCGCGCUAUAAGAACCGGAUUGCUUAUGUGGUCGCUCACGAACUUGCGCAUCAAUGGUUCGGUAACUUGGUUACAAUGGACUGGUGGAGCGAGCUCUGGCUGAACGAAGGAUUUGCAACAUGGGUCGGCUGGCUCGCAGUUGAUCACUUUCAUCCAGAUUGGAAUGUUUGGUCUCAAUUUGUGGCUGAAGGUGUUCAACAAGCUUCCCAACUUGACUCACUGCGCGCUUCGCACCCUAUUGAAGUCCCCGUGAAGAAUGCUCUUGAAGUGGACCAGAUUUUCGAUCAUAUCAGCUACCUGAAGGGCAGUUCCGUCAUCCGUAUGCUCAGCAGUCAUCUCGGCCAAGACGUCUUCAUCAAUGGGGUGUCCAACUACCUUAAAACUCACGCCUACGGUAACGCCACGACAAAUGAUUUGUGGUUAGCACUCAGCAAAGCGUCCAACCUUGAUGUCAAUGCUCUUAUGAACCCGUGGAUUCGCAAGAUUGGUUAUCCAGUAGUCACCGUUGCCGAGGAACCUGGUCAAAUAUCUUUGCGCCAAAACAGGUUCCUUUCAUCUGGCGAUGUUAAGCCAGAGGAGGACGAGACUGUUUGGUGGAUUCCACUCGGCAUCAAGUCUGGGGCCCAGCCAACCCAGGUUAAGCUGGAUGCUCUUACCUCCAAGUCUGAUACUUUCCGCGGUAUUAAUGAAGAGUUUUACAAGAUCAACAAAGACCAUUCUGGUUUCUAUCGGACGAACUACCCACCGCAACGGUUGGCAAAACUCGGCCAAAGCCUUCAUUUGCUCAGCACAGAGGACAAGAUUGGCCUUGUUGGCGAUGCUGCUGCUCUUGCCGUUUCAGGCGAAAGCACUACUCCUGCGUUGCUCGCAUUGAUCGAAGGAUUCGCUCAAGAGGCAAACUAUCUAGUGUGGUCCCAGACUUCGUCAUCUCUCGCUAGUUUGCGAACCACAUUCUCAUCGAACGAGUCUGCCGCUGCUGCUAUAAAGAAAUUCAAGCUGAAGCUAGUUACUCCAGCUGUCGAGAAGAUUGGCUGGGAGUUCCGCUCCGAUGAGGAUUACUUGACCGGACAACUUCGCAAACUGCUCAUCGCGAUGGCAGGAGAAGCCGGUCACGAAGGAAUUGUUGCUGAAGCAAAGCGCCGCUUCCAGCUUUGGGCUUCUGGCCAAGACCCGAAUGCUAUCCAUUCUAACCUGCGAUCCACAAUCUUCUCGAUCAAUGUCGCAGAAGGUGACCGAGCGGAGUUUGAGCGGAUCAAGGAAGAAUUCGUCCAGACUGACUCUGUAGAUGGCAAAGAGAUAUGCCUUAGCGCCCUUGGUCGCGCAAAGAAUCCUGAACUGAUACAGGAGUACUUGAAUUUUAUAUUUUCAGACAAAGUCUCUAUUCAAGACGUGCACACCGGUGCUGCAUCGUUAGCCAACAACCCCAUUGGCCGCUACGCACUCUGGGAGUAUAUGAAGUCCAACUGGACCGCAGUCUCGACACGGCUGUCUGCCAACAAUAUUGUCUACGACCGUUUCGUGCGACUAGGACUGUCCAAGUUCUCGGAGGUUGCCAUCGCCGACGACAUUGCCAAAUUCUUCGAGGACAAAGACACUGGUGCAUUUGAGCGGACUUUGGUGAUUCUCUCCGACAGCAUUCGCACCAAUGCUCGGUACAAGGAAAGAGACGAGAAGCUGUUGCUGGAAUGGAUGCAGGCUCACGGGUAUGCUUAAGGUUAUAAGUGUAGGAAGUUAGAAGAUUAUUUAUUAUUCAAGAGAGUGAGACAUUGGAAGUGUUUAAUGUUGUAUCAUUGGACUACGGCACGGGACCGCCAGUCGCUCAGCUGGG